Anisakis simplex (herring worm) is the source of this 378-nucleotide messenger RNA. NCBI's taxonomy places the organism in Eukaryota, Metazoa, Nematoda, Chromadorea, Rhabditida, Anisakidae. The record is from the annotation of a GenBank genome assembly.
AUGGAUUCUACUGGAGCACCAACUCGCUUCCGUGAAAGUAAGCGAAGAGGACAAAACCCAAAGCAGAUGAACGACGAGAUCACUCGAGAAGCAUCGUGCUCCACCAACGACCCCCCUCCUGCUUCACAGAAGAAGCGACGUCUGCAUACCUAUGAACGUGCUCGUGCGGCCUACGAACGGAUUCAAGCGGAACGUAAGGCUGAACGAGAACGACAACAAGCGGAACGAGAGAGUCGACAGAAGGCCCUAGAGAGUUAUUUGUCAACAAAACGUAAAAUGGAUAAAGCGUUGAAGAAGCGAAAUAAGAAGGGACAACCAAAACUGAAUGCUCAAAUUGAAGUUUUACUAGAAAAAAUUCAAAAACGACAAUCUCAGUGA